Messenger RNA from Lutra lutra (Eurasian river otter), 3628 nucleotides. RefSeq names its product lipoyl(octanoyl) transferase 2 (gene LIPT2). Bases 41 to 736 code for a protein of 231 amino acids. Gene Ontology annotation, cellular component: mitochondrion. The transcript is spliced from 2 exons. Gene Ontology annotation, molecular function: lipoyl(octanoyl) transferase activity. The record is from RefSeq and is a predicted model, not a curated record. Lineage: Eukaryota; Metazoa; Chordata; Mammalia; Carnivora; Mustelidae. Gene Ontology annotation, biological process: protein lipoylation.
AGGCAGGGGGCGGGACCUCGCAGAUUCCCCCGCUGAAGCUAUGCGGCAGCCAGCGGUACGCCUGGUGCUGCUGGGCCGGCUACCCUACAACGAGCUGCUGGCCCUGCAGGAGCGCUGGUUGCGGCGGCUGCAGGCCGAGCCAGGCACUGAGGCCCUGUCAGGGACUGAGGCGGGCGCACUCCUGCUCUGCGAGCCCGCGGGGCCCGUGUACACGUCCGGGCUGCGCGGCGGCCUGACCCCGGAGGAGACGGCGCGGCUGCGGGCUUUGGGCGCCGAGGUACGCACCACAGGCCGCGGCGGCCUGGCCACCUUCCACGGCCCAGGCCAGCUGCUCUGCCACCCAGUCCUAGACCUGAGACGCCUGGGCCUGCGCCUGCGCACCCACGUAGCGGCGCUGGAGGAGUGCGCCGUGCGCCUGUGCGAGUUCCAGAACUUGCGGGGCGCCCGCGGCCGGCCUCCGCCCUACACCGGCGUCUGGCUCGGGGAGCGCAAGAUCUGCGCAAUAGGAGUCCGCUGUGGAAAGCACAUCACAUCCCACGGCCUGGCUCUGAACUGUUCUACAGACCUUGUGUGGUUUGAUCACAUUGUCCCCUGCGGGCUGGUUGGGACAGGUGUCACCUCUCUGAGUGAGGAGCUCCAAAGGCAUGUCACUGUGGAUGAAGUAAUACCACCUUUCCUUGACGCCUUUAAAGAGACCUACAAGUGCACGUUGAUCUCAGAAAACAGCUCCAACUGAUGAGUGUUCAUGUUAUCACAGCUGGGAGGUCCUGCUUGAAAAGCACCCAGACUGACUUAGGAGUCACUGAAACCCAGAUUCUAGAGUUGGCCCUGUCAUUCAUUCACCAUGAGACUAUGAGCGAAGUAUGAGCUCUUAGCCAUUGUUUCCCUAUGUCUACUGGCUUAUUUAUAUCUUCUCACCUACCUCAGAUAUGGUAGAUGCAAAAACAUUAUGAAAAGCAACACAUGAUGUAUAAAUGGAAGACAUUAGCACUACUAUUGACCCCCCCCAUUUUCUCAGCUUAGAAAAACUCAGAUAUAGAGGAUUAGUUUUCAAGUAUUUACCACUUUCUAAAUAAUGUAUUUAAUUUGGUGAUUCUGGGCUCUAGUUCCUUUGAUUUUGGGGGGAAUCAUAUCUCUAGAUAGCCCAGGUGAAAGUGUAUGGUGGGGAGCUUUCCGCAAUAAAAGGAAAAGGGAAAGGAAUCUUUAAAGAAUAAAAUGGGAUCUUGACUUCCUGCAUUGGAUUGCCAAGCCUGAUAGCUAUUUUUAGUUAGGUAACCUGAGCCAGACCAGAGGCCAGGAAAAGACAAGAAUAAUUUCUCACACUGUACAAAUGCCAAAGGUAGAAGUAAGUUUUCCUUAAGUGAGAUCUCUAAAUUUAUAAGGCUGUGUAUUAACUACUCAUUGCUAUGUAACAAAUCACCCCAAAACUUAAUGACUUAAAACAAUAAACAUUAUCUCAUAUAUUCUGUGGGUCAGGAAUUUGGGAAAAGCUUAGCUGGGUGAUUUCUGGGUUGAGAUCUCUCAUGAGGUGUAGUUAAGAUGUCUGCAGGAUCAACUGUCAUCUGAAGGUUUGACUGGGAAUAGAGGCUCUGUUUCUAAGAUGGUUCGAUCUGCCUCGUUGGUACUGGUUGAUGACAGGGCCUGUGUUCCUCACCAUGUGGGCCACUCCAUAGAGCUACUUGUUCCCCCAGAGCAACUGAUGCCAGAAGAGAUAAGGUGGAAGCCACAAAGUCUUUUAACAGAGCCUUGGAAGUUACACAGUCAUUUCUACCAUUUCCCAAUAGAUGAACCCGACUCAGUGUGAAAGGGACUACACAGGGUGAGGGAAAGUGAAGAUCAUCAGGGACCAUCUUCGAAACUGGCCAACAUAGGCAGUUACGGUGGAAAGAUCCUUGAAUAAAAGUCAGGUGACCCAGGAUUCAGUCCCAGCUCUUUGGGCAAGUCAUUUACCUCUCUGGGCUUCAGUUUCCCCUAUAUAAGCACUGUCCAAUAGAAAUACAACAUGAGCCACGUUGUAAUUUUGCUUUUACAGUAGCCACAUAAAAAAAGGAAAAAUAAACAGGUUGACAUUAAUAACACUGUAAUUAACCUAAUAUAAAGAUGUUUUACAUUCUUUUCUCCAUGCCAUAUCUAGAUAUUCAGUGUGUAUUUUCCUUGUAGCUCAUCUCAUUUUGGAAUUUUCACACUUCAGAAGUUCAGUAGCCACAUGUGGCCAGUGGCUACCACAUUGCAAAGCGCAGCUUUAGGUAAUGUAUCUGAAGACCUGAGCUUCCAGGGUCCUAUGACCCCAUUGGCUUCUAGAAGAAAGGUGAGUCUUCCCACUUCUGAGGUUUGAUGUUUAACUCUGCACACAGUUUUUAUCAGUUAUUCAAGCUGGAAUGGACUUUGGAGGUAUAUACCUGCCUCCUCAUUGUACAGAGAUGAAACCAAGACUUGGGAAGAAACUUAUUCAAGGAACACAGAGUCAAUCACAAAGCCAGGAUUGGGUGCCAGAUAUAAGCCCAUUCUCAUGUUCUUUUCCUGCUGUGCACAUUGACUUAGCACUCAGGACAGUAUGAUUUAUAAGUCAUGAACACUUGGUCAAUAUUAGUUGAUUGGUGGUUUGUCCACCCAUUAUUUACCCAUAUCCCUUUUCUUUUGUUUUCCCUCUAUGGAGCCAACAGUGCUAUUGUAGGAAUGUGGGGGGUGGAUAGUUGUUGAUAAUUACUUUGCAGUAUUAUUGCCAAAAAGGGAAAUAAUUAUUCCAGGAAAAGUGAGUUAGAUUCUCAUGGUUGGAAGGCUGUGCACAGUGUUGCUCCCCAUCUAGUGUUCAACUACCCUCUCUAGCAAUGCUCAUAAAGUGACUAUACAGGCUGGUCUUGAAUUCCUCCAGAGACUGGGAAAGAAACAUCUAUUCAGCACUUAUUUUUAGUACCAGGUACUGUGUUAGCCCUCUUAAGUACAUUGUCUCAGUCAGCAGCCUGUCCCAUGUUUCUGGAACACUGGGAAUCAUUUUGCAUGGUGUAAUGACUGAGUUAUCUGACCUUCCUGAGCCUUCAUUUCAUUAGGCCCAAGGCUUGGCACAGAAUAUACAUCAGGAAAUAUAUGCUAAUUAUUAAUGUGGUUCACCAGAUAUUUCAGGCAGGACUGUACUGCGUGACUCCCUUGUGGUUGGUAGGGGCCAAGCAACUUGUUCUGAUCAAUGAGUUAUGAAUGGAGGUGACAUACCACUUCUGAGCUGGAGCACUGAAUUGCUGGUGUCAGGCCCCUUGGGGUUUCUUUUUCCCUCUGGAAGGGUGACCAACAGGACAAUGUCACACACUCUAACGAGAGCCUUGGAUUUCCAGGCAUCCUGGAAGAGCCAAGCCUCCAAGAACAGGUGGACUGUGGGUCACCAGAGCCAGGAGGAUGCAGAGUAGAAGGCCAGGAGUCCGGCGGAGGCCAGGACCAUGGGAUCAGGUCAGGCGGCCGCUGUGGGUUCCUGGCUCCUCUUCCUGCCUGGACAGAGCCCACUUCCGGUUUCCCACAAGGGCCCUUCCUCAAGGAAGGAAGCUGAGCUUAUGAAGAAGGAUUUUUUUUUUUUAAAGAUUUAUUUAUUUAUUUAUUUAUUUAUUUGACAGAGAGAGAGAUCACAAGUAGGCAGAGAGGC